Molecule: messenger RNA, 762 nt
Organism: Capsicum annuum
Lineage: Eukaryota; Viridiplantae; Streptophyta; Magnoliopsida; Solanales; Solanaceae
Product: bet1-like SNARE 1-1
Exons: 6
Coding region: 204-572 (122 amino acids)
Source: RefSeq, a predicted model, not a curated record
CCUUGAAAAAAGAAACAAAAAAAAAUGGGAUAACGUAUAUUUUUUAAAACUGGCAACUUUUAUUAAAACCCAUUUGGCCUUCCUAUUCUUCCCGGUGGUAAGCAAAAGGAAUUUGCACAGUAUCCUCAGUGAAGUUGGCGAUCAGCUACAGCCUGCAGGUUUCGUCUGUGAUCCAUCAGAACAAAAGUUUCAAAUCACUAGCCAUGAAUUCUCGAAGGGAACGUAGCAACAGAGUAGCACUAUUUGAUGGUAUUGAGGAAGGUGGUAUAAGGGCUUCAUCAUCAUAUGGCUCACAUGAAAUUGAUGAACAAGAGAAUGAGAAAGCAAUGGAUGGACUGCAAGAUAGAGUUAAUCUGCUGAAAAGAUUAUCAGGUGAUAUACAUGAGGAAGUGGAGACUCAUAAUAGGAUGCUGGACAGAAUGGGCAAUGACAUGGAUUCUUCAAGGGGAGUUUUAUCUGGAACAAUGGAUAAAUUUAAGAUGGUAUUUGAGACAAAAUCAAGCCGAAGAAUGUUUACACUUGUAGCCUCAUUUGUGGUUCUCUUUUUGGUGGUAUACUAUCUCACUAGGUAAUUAGCAUUGGAAACUAGGACGUGUAGUAAAUUAGUUUGCAGAAGAUGAUGCUGUGUUUACUCAAAAUUCUGCUGUCAAUUCGUCAGUGUAAGAAUCUCGUGACUUGUGGGUCUGUGUAAAGAUGUUUUUGGUUGAAACAGAUACUUUUCAGUAUUUUGAAUGGAAUAUCAGUCCCAACAUAGUUAUUUCA